This is a messenger RNA of Acanthopagrus latus (yellowfin seabream), 1783 nucleotides long. Its product is annotated as heterogeneous nuclear ribonucleoprotein A0-like. NCBI's taxonomy places the organism in Eukaryota, Metazoa, Chordata, Actinopteri, Spariformes, Sparidae. The transcript has a single exon. The record is from RefSeq and is a predicted model, not a curated record. Gene Ontology annotation, molecular function: RNA binding. The coding region runs from base 146 to 1072 and encodes 308 amino acids.
AAUGAGGUUAACGGAUUUUUCAAGAUGACCAAUCAGCGACUAAUACGUCUUACGAAAGCAAGUAAGUCAAACGGCCCGCCCUGACGUAGUCCAUUGAAGAAGAAGGACGGUCUCUCUGCAUACCAUCCUCAGAAGAAAUACGGUCAUGUCGACUACACUGACCAAGCUUUUUGUCGGGGGGCUGAACGUGUUGACCACAGAAGAUGGGGUCCGCAAGCACUUCGAGCAGUUCGGCACGCUCAGUGACUGCGUCGUGGUCAUGAACCAGCAACUCGGACGUUCCCGCUGUUUCGGCUUCAUCACUUACUCAACGCCGGAGGAGGCCGACGCAGCAAUGGCGGCUAACCCACAUGUCGUCGAAGGCCACGACGUGGAACUGAAGAGGGCCAUAUCGCGGGAGGACGCUAACAACCCGGACAUCCUCGCUAACGUAAAGAAGAUAUUCGUCGGCGGUGUGAAAGACCACGUCGAGGCGGAGAACCUGACCGAGUACUUCUCCCAGUUCGGCGUGGUGGAGAAGGCCGAGAUCAUCUCUGACAAGCAGACGGGCAGGAAGAGAGGCUUCGGCUUUGUCUUCUUCGAGGACAACGACUCCGCCACCAAAGCUGCGCUCACCCGGUUCCACACCAUCAACGGCAACAAGGUGGAGGUGAAGAAAGCUCUCACCAAGCAGGAGAUGUCCACCGGCGGCCGGGGAGGAAGAGGUCGGGGAAGAGGGAUGAAUAACUAUGGCGGCGGAAGAGGAGGCGGCGGUGGCUACGGAGGAGGCUACGGCGGCGGUUACGGAGGAGGCGGCGGCUACGGAGGAGGCUAUGGCGGGGGUUACAACAACGGCGGCGGUGGCGGAGGAUACGGCGGCGGAUAUGGUGGAUACGAAGAUUACGACAACCAGAUGGGGGGUGGGUACAGUAAUGGUGACUUUGGGGACGGGUACGGACAGCAGCACUCCAGUUAUGGUGCAAUGAAGGGGGGCAACUACUCCUACAGGAGCGGGGCUCCCUACAACAGAGGAGGCGGUGGAGGCGGCGGCGGCUACGGCAGGGGAGGCGGAGGUUAUGGCGGUGGCUAUUAAUGGCUCCUUUAGUUUUUGAGAUGUUCAUGGGGACAAUUCUGAUUACAACGAACUUGAAUUUACACACACACAACACAACAUAACACAACAACACAAGCCCAGUUGGGGUGAGGGGUCAGUUAAAGGGAGCAGCGCCCAUCACCCACAAAUGAAUGAAUGAAUGAGACUGUCCUCUGGAUCCUGGCUCCCUCCUCCACCCGGACACCCCAUCUGUCCUCUUAUUCCACACAUUAUGUACUUUACUACUACGAAUGGUGAAUUAUUGAAUUGUACUUUUUUUUUUCUUCUUUUGUUUAUGUUUUGGAAAGACUUGCUUUGAACCAUUUAUAUGUAAAAGAGGCGUAAUCUUUCUGUCAGUCACUGCUUCUCAGCUCAGAGAUGAGUUUGUUUGUCUUGCAAACCAGCCAGAUGUGUCUGUUAUUUUUGCAUCAUGAACUCAGGGUUUUAAGUAAAAAGUUGGUGGCAGUGUCGGGCAGCAUGGGACUCGAUUGCUUGAGUUUCUUGAUCUUAAAAACACACGUGACAAAGUAUUUUUUAAUUGAGAAAUGUCACGGACUUUUUUUUUUUGUCAGUUGUAAAUGACCUUUUCCACUCUUCCCGUCCCAUUACAGGCUUUUUGUUUGGAUUAAAAGUGUUUGGAAAUCCGUGUGUUCAGUUCACCCCCUAUGUUUAUUCUGCUUUUAUUAAAGUUUUUAAUGUUUUGAAAAUCCA